This is a messenger RNA of Electrophorus electricus (electric eel), 1509 nucleotides long. RefSeq names its product neuropeptides B/W receptor 2b (gene npbwr2b). Gene Ontology annotation, biological process: neuropeptide signaling pathway. The record is from RefSeq and is a predicted model, not a curated record. Lineage: Eukaryota; Metazoa; Chordata; Actinopteri; Gymnotiformes; Gymnotidae. Gene Ontology annotation, molecular function: neuropeptide binding; neuropeptide receptor activity. Gene Ontology annotation, cellular component: plasma membrane; neuron projection.
GAAGAGAAGAAGACGCGCUGCCUGCCUGUAGAACAGGGACGGCGCGCACGCAAAAGUCUGUCUUAAACGGUUUCGUCAUGCGCAGUGAUACAUUAACGACCUCAAACCCUUAAAAUUCGAGGCACAGAUUUGAGAGACAGCAGCGAGAUUUAAUGAAGUAAAGAAGUAAACAUCUGAAGGCAUAUUUUUUACAAUAUGGGUAACAUUUCAAACCCCACCAACACGAACCCACAAUGCAACUUGAGCGUGGACUUUUAUUACUACGGUUCUCUUAACCGGACUGAUUUAAAUUGUACCCCGCCUUCGGACUUUAAUGCAGAUCUGUAUGUGGUACUCCCAGUUAUUUACUCCAUCAUAUGUGCAGUGGGACUGACUGGCAACACAGCGGUAAUUUAUGUAAUACUGAAAGCGCCCAAAAUGAAGACUGUCACUAACAUGUUUAUUUUGAACUUGGCAAUUGCUGAUGAUCUCUUCACGUUAGUUUUACCCAUCAACAUUGCUGAGCAUCUUUUACACUACUGGCCUUUUGGUGAAGUGCUUUGCAAAAUUAUCUUAAGUAUUGACCACUACAAUAUUUUCUCAAGUAUAUAUUUUCUAACUGUUAUGAGCAUUGACCGAUACCUGGUAGUUCUGGCUACAGUGCGCUCGAAGCGCAUGCCGUAUCGCACUUACAGGGCUGCCAAGAUCGUAAGUCUGUGCGUUUGGGUGCUGGUAAUUCUUAUCGUGGUACCCUUCACGGUGUUCGCAGGAGUCUACAUUAGCCCAGAAGAUUCUGCGCGAAAAAGUUGUGUUUUAAGUUUCCCCAGCCCCGAAGGUUCAUGGUUCAAGGCAAGCCGGAUUUACACCCUCAUACUGGGCUUUGCUAUUCCCGUAUCCACGAUUUGCAUACUCUACACUAUGAUGUUGUACAAACUGCGAAACAUGAGGUUGAACAGCAACGCAAAGGCACUGGACAAAGCUAAAAAGAAAGUGACCGUAAUGGUGUUUAUAGUUCUUGCCGUUUGUCUGUUCUGUUGGACCCCGUUCCACCUCAGCACCAUCGUAGCUCUAACCACGGAUCUACGAAUUACACCGCUUCUGAUUGGAAUUUCUUACUUCAUCACAAGCCUGAGCUACGCGAACUCCUGCCUAAAUCCGUUCCUCUAUGCCUUCUUGGACGACAGCUUCAGAAAAGCCUUUAAGAAGAUGUUAGAAUGUCGGACUGCUUAAAUGUACCAGCUUUAUGGAAGAUUGUUGCGGGUCUGUGUCUUCGAAAGUAAUAUUUCAUGGCUGGAUGUGUAACGCAGUCUCAGGAUAUGCACGUCAAAAUUGGAGAACGUCUAGGUCGCUUAAAUCUAACAUGAGCAUUUGUCUCCCUCUUGUGCCAAUGAAGUGAACAUCUCCCGCUAAAAGGGUAUUUAAUAACGUAUCCACAGCAAUUAAGCUACAAGUAUUACAUCAACAUACUAUAAAGCUGUAACAUAUUAUCUGAACAAAAUACGCAGUCGUCAGCCCUUUUUGUUUAUUAGA